AUGUCUUCCCCUGACCGAGCCAAAGCCGAUGACGAAUGGGUCGGCGACGUACGGCAUGGCUCCCGCACCGGUGCCAGUGUACUCGCGGAUACUGAGGGCUCUCGCAACGCCGUCGACAUGUCCGGGCUCGACGGCCUCACACUCUACGAGAAGAAGUGCGCGCUGGUCAACCGCGAGAUUGACUACCAGGGCAUGGGCCGCUACCAGUGGUACAUCUGGUGCCUCUGCGGUUUCGGCUACCUCCUCGACCUCCUGUGGGCGCAGGCCUUUGGCCUCGUGCUGAGCCCGCUCGAACAGGAGCUUGGCUUCGGCAACGACCAGUCUGGCAACAUAUCGACGAGCUUCAACGCCGGGCUGACGGCUGGAGCUUUCUUCUGGGGCUGCCUGUCUGAUAUCGUUGGCCGGCGGUGGGCUUUCAAUUUGACUUGCCUCUUCUCAUCGGUCUUCGGGUUAUGUCUAGGCGCAUCCAACAACUACAACACCUUCCUCGUGUUGACAGCCUUUGUCGGCUUCGGUGUGGGGGGCAACAUCCCGAUCGACACGACCAUUGUGCUCGAGUUCAUACCACAGAACCGGCGCUUCCUCUUAGCCUGCCUCUCCAUUUUCCAACCCUUUGGCGUCAUCCUCUGCAGCGCCAUCGCCUUCGGCUUCAUCCCCGUCUACUCUUGCUCCCCCAACUUCUCCGAGCCCAACCCUUUGCCCUCGUGCAACAACGUCCCCGCGGGGACGGCCUGCUGCGCACGCGCCGACAAUCAAGGAUGGCGGUACCUCCUCUUCACCCUCGGCGCCAUCACGAUCUUCGUCUUCGCGCUGCGCUUCCUGGUCUUCACCUUCCGCGAGACGCCCAAGUUCCUUCUCUACCGCGGGCGCGACGCUGAUGCCGUCGACACGCUGCGGCACAUGGCGCACAAGAACGGCCAGACCUGCCGCCUGACACUCGAGGUGCUCGAGUCGCUCGAGCCGUCGUCCGGGCCGGGCUCGAUCGGCAGCGGCGACAGCGCGGCGCCCGUCCUGGGCGGCGGCCUGAACCAGCUGCACGCCGGCAGGCGCGACAAGGUCGUGCUCGAGCUGAGCCGGUACAAGAUGCUGUUUGACGGGUGGCCGAUGACGCGCCUGACGCUGCUUACCUGGCUGACAUACAUUAUGGAUUACUGGGCAUUUACCGUUGCCGGCUUUUACCUCCCCCGCAUCCUCGCCCUCAAGAACGGCGCCGCCUCCGUCAGCCUCAAGGCCACCUACGCCGCCUACAUCUACACCUACGCGCCCGGCAUCGUAGGCGUCCUGCUGGGCACCUGGAUGUACCGUGUCCCCUCGGUCGGCCGCAAGUGGACCAUGGUCGUCUCGGCGGGCCUCAUGGGCGCCUCCAUCUUCCUGCUGUCGGCCGUCGACACGCGCGCCAAGAACGAGGGCCUCUUCACCAUGGAGUACUUCUUCCAGAGCAUGUUCAACGCCGUGCUCUACGGCUGGACGCCCGAGGCUUUUCCCGCGCCCGUGCGCGGCACGGCGUGCGGCAUCGCCGGGUUCUGGGGCCGGCUUUUCGGUAUCGUCAGCCCGCUUAUCGCACAGCACUUAUACGGCAGGUCUGAGGGCGAUGACGGACAGGGGGGUAUCAAUAGUGUGCUGUAUCUGGCUGGGGGUGUCAUGCUGGGCUGUGUGGUGAGCACGGCGCUACUGCCGAAUGAUUUGAUGGAGACCAAGGACGAGCGGUCUUAA
Messenger RNA from Thyridium curvatum, 1713 nucleotides. RefSeq lists its product as uncharacterized. The transcript is spliced from 3 exons. Gene Ontology annotation, cellular component: membrane. Gene Ontology annotation, molecular function: transmembrane transporter activity. NCBI's taxonomy places the organism in Eukaryota, Fungi, Ascomycota, Sordariomycetes, Thyridiales, Thyridiaceae. Gene Ontology annotation, biological process: transmembrane transport. The coding region runs from base 1 to 1713 and encodes 570 amino acids. The record is from RefSeq and is a predicted model, not a curated record.